CUAAUAAUUUUGUAGCAUAAUUUUUUGCAUUAUAGCGCGAGUACGAGUAUCGUAUAUUUUCAAAAGAAUUUUAAGGGGAUCAAAAUAAUUUUUCUCUCUUUUCAUAUUCCUUUUUAUUAUAUGAUCUAUCACCAUUCAAGAUUAAUAAGAUAGUAUCGAAAUUAACAAUGGUCUAUUACGCCGUUGCAAAGGGUAAGAAUGCCGGUGUCUAUUCUGACUGGCAAUCCUGUAAAGAUCAAGUGAGUGGUUACUCAGGAGCUCUGUAUAAGAAGUUUAAUACUGCUGCUGAAGCUAGUCAAUUUAUUAAUCUGGGAGGUCAUUCAAAUAGUAAUUCAUCUUAUACUCCAUCAAGUUCUUCAUCAUAUAGUGGCUCAUAUUCGAACUCAAGUUCAAACUCAUAUACUAAAUCAUCAACAUCAUCUUCAAGUACGCGUUCUUCAGGAGGUUCAUCUUCGUACAAUGAUUAUUCAAGCUCUUAUCUGGGUUCAUAUGGAGGUCUGUCAUAUUCAAAACCAUCUCAACCGAAACAGCAAAUUUAUGUCGAUGGAGCAUCUAGAGGUAAUGGUAGAGAAACUAUGCCAGAUUCUGGUUAUGGUGUUUGGUAUGGAGAUAAUCAUCCUAAAAAUGCAGCUGUUCCCUUAACCAAAGUUGACAACGUUAAGAUUAAUAAACCAACUAACCAAAGAGCUGAAUUAUUUGGUAUGGCUCAUGCUUUGAAAGAUAUUCAUCAAGAUUUAAAAACUGGAAGUAAAAAGGACUAUGAAAUCUUGACAGACUCAGCUUAUGCAAAAAAUAGUAUUGAAACAUGGUCUAAUAAUUGGGAAAAGAAUGGUUGGAAAAAUAGUCAAGGAAAACCUAUUGCAAAUAAAGAUAUAAUCGAAACUGCAAGAAAAGAGUAUCGUGCUAUAAAAUCUUAUGAAAAUAAGGAAUCAGGUAGCAUUGCAAUCACUCAUGUGAGAGGUCAUCAAGGUAAUGUUGGUAAUGAAAAUGCUGAUAGACUUGCUAAUCAAGGAGCUGAUGAAAUGUCUCUGCGCAAGUAAUCACAUUUCCUCAUUCGAAAUCAAUCAAUUCAAAGCAAGGUGGUAAUGUUAACUUCCUUUGAGUCCAGUCUAAUGAUAAUAUAUGUCUUAAUAAUUUAUGCUUAAAGCUUCAUAAAUGUAGAAUGAGCAUUUUAGUCUCGUAAACUAGGAUCUUUCACUCAUCUUUCUGCCCUAAAAUGGGA
This is a messenger RNA of Scheffersomyces coipomensis, 1222 nucleotides long. Its product is annotated as ribonuclease H family protein. The coding region runs from base 168 to 1040 and encodes 290 amino acids. Lineage: Eukaryota; Fungi; Ascomycota; Pichiomycetes; Serinales; Debaryomycetaceae. The transcript has a single exon. Gene Ontology annotation, biological process: DNA replication, removal of RNA primer. Gene Ontology annotation, molecular function: RNA-DNA hybrid ribonuclease activity; magnesium ion binding; nucleic acid binding. The record is from RefSeq and is a predicted model, not a curated record.